AUGGAGACGCGACAAAAAUUGGUCACUGCGAUUUUAGUGGGAAUUAUUUUAAGUGCCGGUCGGGUUCGCUGUCAAAUGGAGAAUUUUUUGUCAAAGGAGGAAUUUGAAUAUCCAGGAAUUUAUCAAAACAUCCUGCAGAGUAUCUUCAAGGAAUUUCAAUUUAAUUCCCUGGUGUGUGUGCAAGGACUGGAAGCCUCAGGCCAUCUGGCUUUGGAGCUGCUACACCGAUUUGAUGUGCCAAAAAUUAUUUGUACCCGUGAGGCCAGAACAUUUUUAUAUAAGGAUUUUUAUAAUUCGGAAAUUUUAAUGGUGCUGCUGUUCACAUUUCAAUUGGAUACAGAGACCUUGCUGAAAUCGGCCGAGAUAUUGGAUUAUAUGCGCCAAAGUAGACUACUGAUAUUGGCAGAGAAUAUUUUGAGUCCGGAGGAGUUCAGAGAGGAUUUACGAGGCCUCUGUGCGCAAUAUAAAAUGACAAAUGUUUUCCUCAUGCUUACAGAGGAACAAAAUCCUGAGAACCCCUUAUUUUGGAGCCUGCGAAAUUAUCCCGAAUUUUAUUGGCAAGAAUGGCGGCAAGCUCCUCCCGCACAGGUUAUCCCCUAUUAUCCCAUUCAAUGGUAUGAUUUUCAAAAUAUCAGCCUGCGGACCUAUGUGGAUCAGGAUUCCGCCCGAACUUUUGUCUACAAAGAUGCGAAGGGUGAAAUCCGCAUGAAUGGUUUUGUGGCCAAAUUUAUUAUACUCUUCGCCCAGACCCAUAAUGCCUCGUUGGAAAUGCCCUAUCCCCUACAGGUAGGCAAGGAGACGCACUUUACGAUUAUCAAUCAAAUGGUGGCGGAUAAUGAAUUAGACCUACCUAUGGCCAUGAUCCCUGGCAUGUAUUCCUCCGAGUGGCGUGAUGUAUCCGAUACCUAUGAUUUAAAUCAAAUAAUUUUAAUGGUCCCGCUGAGCCAUAAAUUCUCAAUGCAGGAGAUUUUCGGUCUGCUGCUGAAUGCCCAUUUCUUUUGUUGCUUCCUGGUAUCCUGCUUCGUGUUGACCUUCUGUCAUGGCUUCAUUGAACAUUGGCGGGGCAAAGAAGCCGCACACUUUUGGGAUUGGCUAAUAACGGAACGUGUCUGGCCAGGUUUGCUGGGCCAGUCAUUUGGUGGACCCUCCAAUUCCAUGGCAAGCCUGAAAAUAAUCUACCUAACAAUUGGCCUGACCGGUCUAUAUAUGGCCACACGAUUUUCGGCCAACAUGAAUAUGUACAUCAACAAGCCACCCUAUCAUCCGCAGAUACGAAAUUACGACGAUUUACGUGAGUCGAAAUUGAAAAUUCUCAUCGAUGUGGCCGAUUCGCGGGACUCAGAAGACCUGCGGGAAUUUAUUGUCUACACCACGAACACCACCUAUCUGCAUGAGAAUCGCCGCAAAUUGAAUGCCUCCUAUUGUUAUUAUGCCACCACGGCCACCUAUCAGGUCCUACUGCGUCAACAGAGGUAUAGCUCUCACUUCGUGUUUCACACCCCCAAAUCUAUGGCCUAUUUUAGUAUGCUGCCAUGGGGAUUCCGAUUGCAGCAUAACUCUCCUUACCGGGAGGCCCUCAACGAAUUCAUACACAACGUGCAUUCGGCGGGUCUGAUCCAUGCCUGGCAUGAUAGCCUAUUUUGGGAUAUGCUGAAAUUGAAAAAGGUCUCAAUACACUAUAAGCCUCAGGGUGAUGAGCAAAGGGUGCUCACGGCCUCAGAUCUCUUUUGGGUUUGGAUGGUCAUUCCCAUGGGUUUGAGUGGUAGUUUUUUGGUUUUCCUCUUGGAGGUACUGUGGGGCAGGAAGAAGGUGUUCAAACGUAAAAUAAGUUUGCCGCAAUAA
This is a messenger RNA of Musca vetustissima, 1842 nucleotides long. RefSeq lists its product as uncharacterized. The transcript has a single exon. NCBI's taxonomy places the organism in Eukaryota, Metazoa, Arthropoda, Insecta, Diptera, Muscidae. The coding region runs from base 1 to 1842 and encodes 613 amino acids. The record is from RefSeq and is a predicted model, not a curated record.